This is a messenger RNA of Cinara cedri, 814 nucleotides long. Lineage: Eukaryota; Metazoa; Arthropoda; Insecta; Hemiptera; Aphididae. The record is from the annotation of a GenBank genome assembly.
UAUAUAGUGGUUCUUGUACAAUUGUAUCUGGUGGCUAUUAUCAAAUACUAUAGACUAAUAUAAGUAUUUGCUAGUAUGAUGGUGUUUACCAUGCAAAAAAGUAGAAUGGUGUCCAUCGUUCGACUGCAAUUUGUUAUUUAGUAUAUUAUUAAAAGAAUAAAGUUAUUCCACAGUGUUAUUGGUUGAUAUAUAUGUACCCGAGUCCCAAUUCAGUUUGGCGCUGAGACAUUACAUUGGCGACGAAGAUUUUAAACGGAAAUAAAAAGUUAAAUGUUUCAAAGUAGGUACCUUGUGUAGUCGUGUUUAAGACCAUGUGUCCAUUACAGAAUGUCGGCAGAAAAGAAGACUGUGGUAGCUUGAUCUUCAAUUGGUACUGGCUUGGGGAAGAUCAGGAUUUGUAUGCUGAACUGUUGGAACAAUUUUUCAUUGCGAAUUAUGUCGAAGAAAAGCGAAAGGUUCCGGUAUUGUUUGCGGUUAUUGUUGCAAAACCGUAUGCUGUCUGAGGAAUGCGUCUGCAUGUGCGGCAAACCACAUUCAUAAGCCUCAGAUAUAAGGCAUAAGGGAAGCUGAUCCGAUCAAAAAAGUCUUAUUCAUUGUGGUAAAGGUAACCAUAAUUUUAAUUCAUGUAAAUACCGUGAAUAUAAAUGUAAGUUGUGUAACAAAAUGGGUCAUUUAGUCGUAGGUAAUAUGUAAGCACAACGUUAAUGUUAAAAAUAUAGAAGUGUUUGAAGAACAGUCUUUUAAUGAAUUUGAGUUGACAGGAUCCAAGUUUAGCUCCUACACUAUUUUUUUGGCUUUUUUUUUCAAAUUGUGU